UCUCCCCACAAGACAACUCGGUGCUGCAUCCUAUUGUACCAUCGCUUCCCGUCGACUCUUCUGUGCCCAACUCAACCCGAAUCGCCUCCAGCACAACACCAGAAGCCUUCGGUGCCGGCACGAGACGACGACUCCCUGUCGCCCACCUGCACCCGCCUGACGCACGUGCGACUGUUCACUCCGUCGCCCGGAUGCUGCGGAGAGCCGACAAAAGGGGGGACGUCGCGCAUACACAGAGAUAGGGGGUCCUGUCCGGGAAAGCAUCUACACCAGGACGACCGCGACGACGACGGCGACGGGCGCGAGCAGCGAACUCACCACAGACGGAGCGUGCGCGUCACUGCGACGGUGACCGCCCAAGAUGGCUUCCUCCGCGGCAGCUGGCUUCCUUGGCCGCUCGUCAGCAAACAACUCGAACAUGCGCGGCCUCGUCCAGUUCAUUGCCGACCUCAGAAACGCCCGCGCACGAGAGCUCGAAGAGAAGAGAAUCAACAAAGAGCUAGCCAACAUUCGACAAAAGUUCAAGGAUGGAAGUCUGAGUGGAUAUCACAAGAAGAAAUAUGUCUGCAAGCUGCUGUACAUAUACAUCCUCGGAUGGAAUGUCGACUUCGGACACCUCGAAGCUGUCAACCUUAUUUCCGCCAACAAGUAUUCCGAAAAGCAGAUUGGAUACCUCGCCAUGACUCUGUUCCUACACGAGAAGCACGAGCUGCUGCACCUGGUCGUUAAUAGUAUCCGGAAAGACCUCCUCGACAACAACGAACUGUUCAACUGCUUGGCUUUGCACGCAAUUGCCAACGUGGGUGGCCGGGAAAUGGGCGAGGCGCUCAGCGGAGAAGUGCAUCGACUGCUGAUCUCACCAACUUCCAAAGCAUUCGUCAAGAAGAAAUCGGCGCUUACCCUACUUCGCCUGUACCGAAAACACCCCGACAUCGUGCAGCCACAAUGGGCCGAGCGCAUAAUAUCGCUGAUGGACGACAUCGACCUGGGAGUCGCACUCUCUGUGACCUCGCUAGUCAUGACGGUGGCCCAGGACAAUCUGGAGCAGUACAAGGGCGCAUAUGUCAAGGCGGCGACCCGGCUGAAGCGGAUACUCGUCGAUGGGGAUUUCACAGCCGACUACCUCUACUACAAAGUGCCAUGUCCGUGGUUGCAGGUCAAGCUAUUGAGGCUGCUUCAAUACUUCCCGCCAUCUGAGGAUAGCCACGUGCGUGAGAUGAUCCGAGAGUCGUUGCAGACAAUCUUGAACCUGGCGAUGGAGUCGAGCAAGAACGUCCAGCAGAACAAUGCGCAGAACGCUGUCCUGUUCGAGGCUAUCAACCUCAUCAUCCACCUCGACACGGAACAUGCAUUGAUGAAGCAGAUUUCGACCCGCCUUGGGAGGUUCAUCACUUCCAGGGAGACGAAUGUUCGUUAUCUCGGUCUUGAAGCCAUGACGCAUCUGGCGGCACGCGCGGAAGAUCUUGAGCCUAUCAAGCAGCACCAGGAGGUAAUUCUCGGCUCUCUCAAGGAUCGCGACAUCAGUGUGAGGAGGAAGGGUCUCGACUUGCUAUAUAGUAUGUGCGACUCGACAAAUUCCGGGCCGAUCGUCUCUGAGCUUCUGCAUUAUCUGCAGAAUGCCGACUUUGCCCUCCGGGAGGAAAUGGCUCUCAAGAUUGCCAUUCUCACGGAGAAGUAUGCCACGGAUAUCCAAUGGUACAUCAACGUGUCACUCCGCCUUGUGGCUAUUGCUGGCGAUCACCUCAGCGACGAGGUCUGGCAGCGAGUGAUCCAGAUCGUCACGAACAACGAAGAGCUGCAGGUCUACGCUGCGCAGAACACCCUACAACACGUCAAGCAGGACCACUGCCACGAGACCUUGGUUAAGAUUGGUGCUUACGUUCUUGGGGAGUUUGGUCAUCUCAUUGCGGAGGAGCCAGGGUGCAGUCCGAUUGAGCAGUUCAUUGCUCUGUCCGGCAAGCUAAGCGCUUGCUCAUCCAGCACAAGGGCAAUGAUCUUGUCAUCAUUCAUCAAAUUCGUCAACCUCUUCCCGGAAAUCAAGCCACAAUUGAUGAACGCAUUCGAGCUCUACAGCCACUCGCUCGACUCGGAGUUGCAACAACGCGCUUACGAGUAUUUGACGCUAGCGACGCUGCACUCUGAAGACCUCCUGCGUACUGUUUGCGACGAGAUGCCACCAUUCCCGGAACGUCAGUCCGCACUGCUCUCGAGACUGCACCAAAAACAUGCCAACACUAGCGACAAGCGCACCUGGGUCGUGGGAGGCAAGGACGCAAAUGCCGACACCAAUGAGCUUAACAUGGCGAAGCAACCUGGGCUUAAGCGGGUGUUCAGCUCGAACGCGCCGCUGAAUGGCAAUGGUGCCUCCAACGGUCUCAAUGGGCACACCCAUGACCUCUCUGGACUCGACAUGAACGCCGGGCCAAUGCCAGAAAAGGUCAUUAAAGUGCCAAAUCUGGCAAGUGCCGCUCACUUGUCACCGGGCUGGGAAGCUGGCUUCAACAAGCUUAUGCUCAAGGCCGAUGGUGUCUUGUUUGAGGAUGGCCAGCUGCAAGUGGGAGUGCGCUCCGAGUAUCGGGGGCAGAUGGCUUGCCUGAUCUUAUAUAUUGCCAACAAGACGCCAGCCUCCAUCAGCUCGUUCACAACGACGCUGGAUCUCGACGCGAGCGACAAGCAGAACCUCUCAUGGGAUGUCAAGGGCAUUCCGGACAGCACAAUCCCCGCAGGAGGUCAGACACGGCAGAUUAUCAUGUUUGAAUGCAAAAAGGUGUUCAAUAACUGCCCGACCGUCAGGAUCAGCUAUCUGGCUGGUGCCCUCCAGGCCCUGACACUCAAGCUCCCGAUCGCAGCCCACAAGUUCAUGGACGCUGCCGAUCUCACCGCGGAGGACUUCUUCAAAAGGUGGAAGCAGAUUGGCGGUGCACCCCGCGAGGCACAGCAGAUCAUUACUUUGUCUGGCAAGCCGGAUAGCAAUGCCAUCACGGCCAGCUCUGUGCGCAAGGUCAUCGAAGGAUUCCGCUGGGGCGUUCUUGAGGGCGUUGAUCCCAACACGAAGAACUUUGUCGGAGCGAGUGUGCUGCACACUUCUGGCGGUGGCAAGUUUGGUUGUCUCUUGCGGCUGGAGCCCAACUACGAGACGCAGAUGCUACGCUUGACCAUCCGCGCCACGGACGAGGGCGUGCCAGCCGUGCUGCUGAAACUAAUGGAGGCCAGGGUGGCGGCAGGCGAGUCGACGAGACCUGUGCGGGACGAAGGGCCGACGAGGCAAGACAUAUCUAAUGUAUUUGGCAAUGUGAUGGUUACAUAGCAUGCUGCGAGAGUCUGGGGAUGAUUAUUCUGUUUAUGCAUGAGAAUGACGAAUGGAACGGGGAAAACGCUGGUUUACUACAUAGCAGUGCAAAAAGGCAGCAUUCAUUGUCCUUCAGUUGUUGAUUUACUCUCUUCCCAACUUUCUCAACUAACUUGGGCGUUUGUGAACAAGUCGAAGCCGAAGAAAAGCGGAAGGGGGCGCAGUUCACC
This is a messenger RNA of Microdochium trichocladiopsis, 3519 nucleotides long. Its product is annotated as putative AP-2 adaptor complex subunit alpha. The transcript is spliced from 7 exons. NCBI's taxonomy places the organism in Eukaryota, Fungi, Ascomycota, Sordariomycetes, Xylariales, Microdochiaceae. Gene Ontology annotation, cellular component: membrane coat; AP-2 adaptor complex. Gene Ontology annotation, molecular function: clathrin-cargo adaptor activity. Bases 362 to 3307 code for a protein of 981 amino acids. The record is from RefSeq and is a predicted model, not a curated record. Gene Ontology annotation, biological process: clathrin-dependent endocytosis; intracellular protein transport.